This is a messenger RNA of Ornithodoros turicata, 1719 nucleotides long. RefSeq lists its product as uncharacterized. The transcript is spliced from 2 exons. The record is from RefSeq and is a predicted model, not a curated record. Lineage: Eukaryota; Metazoa; Arthropoda; Arachnida; Ixodida; Argasidae. The coding region runs from base 1 to 1719 and encodes 572 amino acids.
AUGACCACCACCCAGCACAGGGACCAACGGGGACGUGCCGAGGUUCUUUUGCAGACCUUCAGACUAUGGGCGUCAUCUGACACCGCGUGUACCCAACUUCGUGGCAUCAUUGAUGGAGGUAGUCAGCUGACCUUCAUCCGUGACGACAUUGCGCAGAAGCUGAAACUGAAAGUUGUAGGUGAGAGCAAGUUGCGGUUGAACACUUUUGCCAGUGCGUCUACCGCUAACAAGACCAACUUAGGGAAGGUGGUUGAACUUCACCUGCGGAGUCAGUAUCGUCCUGUGGACUAUCUCAUACGCGCAACCACUAUUCCGUUCAUUUGCAAGUAUCUUGCGGUAAUUCCAGCUAUUCAGGAGUUCGUCGAAAGGCUUCGUCGACAAGGACACCAGAUAGCCGACGACUCCUUGUUCCCCAAUGUUCAGUGUGAAGCUGGCAUUGGACUGCUAAUAGGCAGUGACGAAAUGUGGCAGCUCUUGACAGGAGAAGUGAAGAGGCAUGCAGACGAUGACAAGUUGGUAGCAAUUGGAACAGUGUUCGGGUGGACGUUUCAAGGGCCUUCACAGGUCACACAUGGCUAUGCUGAAAAUGAUGUGCUGGAGAAGUUCUGGAAGUUAGACAGUAUUGGAAUCGCAGACGUAACGACAAACAACAACGAGCAUGACACAGCGGUGCUUGAAGAAUUUCAAAGAAGCAUUCGUUAUGUGGACGGCCGGUACGAGGUGGCCCUGCCCUGGAAGCCUCGUACAGAAGAAUUGGAAGACAACUUCGGGGAAGCCAACCGGCGACUGCGAGGACUUACGAGACGGUUACUCCAAAAUGACUGCUUGACGAAGUAUAACGAGGUUAUAAGGAGCUACCUUGAAAAUGGGCACGCCGAGGAGGCCAACGAAGACACAGCUCUGACUGGUUUGCAUUACUACAUGCCUCACAGGGCAGUAGUACGUAGCGAAUCCACGACAACGAAGAUACGUGUGGUGUUUGACGCCUCAUCACACGCAUCUGGAGCUACGUCGCUGAAUGACCACUUGGAGAAGGGGCCUAAGUUGGGAGCAGAUUUGGUGCCUGUCCUGUUGCGUUUCAGACUACACAGAAUAGCAAUCACAGCGGAUAUCCGAAAGGCAUUUCUGCAAAUCGGCAUUCGAGAGAAAGACAGAGAUGCUCUCCGUUUCUUGUGGUUUAACCAUGCUCCAACAUUGGACGAUCCACAGCCUGAAGUGGAGUGUUGGAGAAUGACGAGGGUGCCUUUCGGGACAUCGGCGAGUCCUUUCCUGCUGACUCCAACUCUACAGCAUCACCUGAGAUCAGUAGAGGGGUCGAACAAAGAUCUGGCCCAGGCACUAAUAAAUUAUUUCUAUGUCGACGAUCUGCUUGUGAGCGUAGCCAACGUUUUGGAAGGGAAAUAUCUGGUCCAAAAGGCGGAAGACAUCUUUCAGAGGGCAGGAAUGAAACUAAGCAAAUGGGCGUCUAACUCUGCUGAGCUACAGACUAUGUUCCUGCAGUGCGACACCGGCGGAGCUAGCCAAGGAAAAUCAUUCGUCGACACUGCACACACUAAGGUACUUGGGGUGAUGUGGGACCGAUCUAGUGACAGACUGAGCUUCUCAGCACAGCACCUGCUGGAUGUCAUUGCCGACAUGAAAGACAGCAAGAGGUCCAUACUGCAGGCUUCCGCCAGACUGUUCGACUGGGGUACCUGUCACCGUAUACCAUUCGAGUGA